AGUCUACAGUAUAAACUACAGACGGACCCUCGUAGGUAGGUCAGGAGCAGCUCAGGUAGCCUGCAUGGGCAGUUAUGCGGAUUAACGGAGACGUCCGUGUGAAGUUAGAAAGGAAACACUUGUUCGCCCUCUGAGGGAGGAAUUGGACAUUUGCGUGUCCUCUGUGCUGCUGUUUACGCGGCGCUACUGAUGGCAGGUUCCAGGACGCACAGUCGCUGAGCUCCAACUGAAUUGUUUCCUACACUGUGAGUGUCAUGCCAGUCCCAGCGAUGGCAGAGCUCGCGGUCGAUCACCGGAAGCGGUUCCAGGCUGCUGUGGAUGUCAUCCACAAUCUCCCUAAAAACGGCUCCUACCGGCCUUCCUACGACGUCAUGCUGCGUUUCUACAGUCUUUACAAGCAGGCAGUGUGCGGGCCCUGCACGGUGCCUCGGCCGGCCUUUUGGGAUCCAGUGGGCCGCUACAAAUGGGAUGCCUGGAGCCGCCUGGGAGAGAUGAGCAGUGAGAGUGCCAUGGCAGCAUAUGUGGAUGAGAUGAAGAAAGUAGCUCAGGAGGUCAUCAACACUGUUCCCAUGGAUGAGAAGACCUCCUCUCUCUUCCACCACUUUGAGCCUCUGUACCGGGUGAUUGAUGACAUGCCACGGCCUCCAGGGUCACUGCUCACACUCAGCCAAGACGACGUGGAGCCAGAGCUAAAGGAUGGGAAUGUGGAGCAGGAGGAGCCUGAAGACGAUUUUUCUCAUCCAGAGGAUCCAGAUGAGGAGUUGAACCUCUCUGAGAUUAUAGACAUUGCAGUUAACACUAUUCCUAACGACUCUGGAGUGUCUGAGUGUUUGGUGUUAACCAGUGACUCGGAGAGCGAGGUCUUCUGUGACUCUGUGGAUUCAGUGGAGCAACUCGGCAGUAUCAAGAUUCCACUCAAGUCCAACGGUUUUCAGAAUGGCCACACCUCCUUGGAGUCGUCUCUUUGCCUGGAGGCCCGACAGGUCGGAGCAGGUCAAGGUGGAGAGGGAGCCGAGGACGGGAAGGGUCAAGGUCCCACGAGGAGAAGUCGAGACAGUGGGCGAGAAGGUUUCCACCACUCCUGGAGAGAACGCGGCAUUCCUCCAGGCAGUCCGAGGCGGGGAGCCCCUGGUGGUGGUGGUGGUGGUGGGGCUGGGCGAGGAGGAGGGGAUGGUUCGGAGGGUGUGGUGGACAGGCUCCACGACACCCAGCUGCAGCAGCAGAUCAUCCUGGCCCUGCGGAGACUCAGAGAGGACAUGAGGAGUGUGAUGGACCGGCUGGAGGUGGUGGAGAGGCUGGCUGCCACUCACGCUCAGGGAUCCGAUUGGAGACCCUGUCUGCAGUGUGAAACCACUGCGUCACAGAAGGAGAAGUGGUGGCCGUUUGACGUCUCUGGCCAGACCGUCCUCCUCUUCCUCCUGUGGCCCUUUGCCGCCCAGGGCCUGGUCUACCUGCUGAGGAAAGCCCACAAGAGAAGUCGCAUGUCUUCAUGAAGUCUGCUCCUCAAGACGCUCGGCAGUUGACCCACAGCGAGUCAGGACUGGUUCUAACAAACUCAUGAGAUGGUGACACCCCCCUCCCCUCACUGUGCACACAUGGGAGGAGGGAGAGACAUUUGGAGAUGCACCUCUAACUGCUUUGUCCACCUCAGGAUCCAGAAGUCCUCUGACUCACUAAGGCAAUUAAAGACCAAUCACAGAGAACCUGUAUUAAAGACCUGGAAUGUGUUCAUAGAAGGUAAAUUACGUGUGCGUGUUUGUUAUUUCCUCUCAUUUGCUGCUAUGAACGAACAGCAGCCCAGUGCAGCUGUAUCAUCACUGACUACAGCAUGACUCUGAUGUGUGAAUGUGUAGGAGCUGCUAUACUGGCUGACAGGUGUCUAAUCUUGAAGUUCUGAUUGUUUGUCAGUUUUGUCUUUAUCACUAAAAUCAGGUUUCCAUGGCAACGGUGCUUCAAUGUGUAGGGUGCAUGUUCAUUAAUUACAUCUAACCACCUGGAUCCAGUUUCAUGGGUAAAAUUAGACUGCUUGGUUAUAGCUGCCACCUGCUGUGACUGAAGCCGUAGUUACAAAGAACUGUUUUUAAACUGCACUUUAACAAUUGUGUAAAACUGAAGCAUGCGCUCCAAUAAAAAUCUGAGUAGUA
Messenger RNA from Betta splendens (Siamese fighting fish), 2144 nucleotides. It is a transcript of the gene acbd4, whose product is annotated as acyl-CoA binding domain containing 4. The coding region runs from base 255 to 1493 and encodes 412 amino acids. NCBI's taxonomy places the organism in Eukaryota, Metazoa, Chordata, Actinopteri, Anabantiformes, Osphronemidae. Gene Ontology annotation, molecular function: fatty-acyl-CoA binding. Gene Ontology annotation, biological process: fatty acid metabolic process. The record is from RefSeq and is a predicted model, not a curated record. The transcript is spliced from 11 exons.